AGCACCGCUGGGAUCAGCUCGCGGAGCCUCCCUAGUCGGGGUGUUCGAAACCUCUGGUUCUCGCACUGUGGUUCCAAGCGCGCGGCGGGGGCGGGCCAGGACCUGGACGCGAGCGGGGCGCGGCUGUGCGGCCAGGGCCGGGGGCCGGGAGCCGGGCGAGGCCUGCGGGCGUUGCCUGGAUCCCCCAGCUGGGCCGGGUCGGAUGCCUCCGCCCCGGAAGGCCCGCUUCGUCAGCUGUCCGCCCGCACGCCUGGGUGGCUCAGUCCGCUGAGGCCCGGCCGGCUCUGAGAGUGGGGUACACCUUUGGUACCUGCGAGCAGGGGGAGACAUUUUACUUCAAAUAAAGAACAUGGUGAAACUAAUUCACACCUUAGCCGAUCAUGGUGAUGAUGUCAACUGCUGUGCGUUCUCCUCUUCCCUCUUGGCUACUUGCUCUUUGGACAAAACAAUUCGCCUGUACUCCCUAAGUGACUUUACCGAGCUGCCCCACUCGCCAUUGAAGUUUCACACCUAUGCUGUCCACUGCUGCUGUUUCUCCCCUUCAGGACAUGUUUUGGCUUCCUGUUCAACAGAUGGUACCACUGUCCUGUGGAAUACUCAGAACGGAGAGACUUUGGCAGUGAUGGAACAGCCCACUGGUAGCCCCGUGAGGGUUUGCCAGUUUUCCCCAGACUCCACCUGUUUGGUAUCAGGGGCAGCUGAUGGAACGGUUGUUUUAUGGAAUGCCCAGUCAUACAAGUUAUAUAGAUGUGGUAGUGUUAAGGAUGGCUCCUUGGUGGCCUGUGCAUUUUCUCCGAAUGGAAACCUCUUUGUCACUGGCUCCUCGUGUGGAGAUUUAACAGUGUGGGAUGAUACAAUGAGGUGUCUACAUAGUGAAAAAGCACACGAUCUUGGAAUUACCUGCUGUGAUUUUUCUUCACAGCCAGUUUCUGAUGGAGAGCGUGGUCUUCAGUUUUUUCGAUUGGCAUCAUGUGGUCAGGAUUGCCAGAUCAAAAUUUGGGUUGUUUCUUUUACCCAUAUCUUCGGUUUUGAAUUAAAAUAUAAAAGUACACUGAGUGGGCACUGUGCUCCUGUUCUGGCUUGUGCUUUUUCUCAUAAUGGGCAGAUGCUAGUCUCGGGAUCAGUGGAUAAGUCUGUCAUAGUAUAUGAUACUAAUACUGAGAGUAUACUUCACACGUUGACUCAGCACACCAGGUAUGUCACAAGUUGUGCCUUUGCACCCAAUACCCUUUUACUUGCUACUGGUUCAAUGGACAAAACAGUGAACAUCUGGCAAUUUGAUCUGGAAACACCUUGCCAAGCAAGGAGCACAGAAGAUCAAGCGAAGCAGUUUACUGAAGAUUGGUCAGAGGAUGAUGUCUCAGUGUGGCUUUGUGCACAAGGUUUAAAUGACCUUGUUGGUAUUUUCAAAAUGAAUAACAUUGAUGGAAAAGAACUGUUAAAUCUCACCAAAGAAAGUCUGGCUGAUGAUUUGAAAAUUGAAUCUCUAGGGUUGCGGAGUAAAGUUCUGAGGAAAAUUGAAGAGCUCAGAACAAAGGUGAAAACCCUUUCUUCUGGAAUUCCUGAUGAAUUUCUGUGUCCAAUAACUAGGGAGCUUAUGAAAGAUCCUGUCAUUGCAUCAGAUGGCUAUUCAUAUGAAAAGGAAGCAAUGGAAAAUUGGAUAAGCAAAAAGAAACGUACAAGUCCCAUGACGAAUCUCGUUCUUCCUUCAGUGGUACUUACACCAAACAGGACUCUGAAAAUGGCUAUCAGCCGAUGGCUAGAGACACAUCAAAAAUAAAGUUGUUUAUAUUGUUUAUA
Ailuropoda melanoleuca (giant panda) is the source of this 1800-nucleotide messenger RNA. It is a transcript of the gene WDSUB1, whose product is annotated as WD repeat, sterile alpha motif and U-box domain containing 1. The record is from RefSeq and is a predicted model, not a curated record. The coding region runs from base 350 to 1780 and encodes 476 amino acids. Lineage: Eukaryota; Metazoa; Chordata; Mammalia; Carnivora; Ursidae. Gene Ontology annotation, biological process: protein ubiquitination. Gene Ontology annotation, molecular function: protein binding; ubiquitin-protein transferase activity. The transcript is spliced from 11 exons.